This is a messenger RNA of Chelmon rostratus (copperband butterflyfish), 3814 nucleotides long. RefSeq names its product VPS52 subunit of GARP complex (gene vps52). The record is from RefSeq and is a predicted model, not a curated record. The transcript is spliced from 20 exons. The coding region runs from base 203 to 2377 and encodes 724 amino acids. Gene Ontology annotation, molecular function: syntaxin binding. Gene Ontology annotation, biological process: Golgi to vacuole transport; lysosomal transport; endocytic recycling. Lineage: Eukaryota; Metazoa; Chordata; Actinopteri; Chaetodontiformes; Chaetodontidae. Gene Ontology annotation, cellular component: GARP complex.
GGUAGCGAUGUCAGCGUAGUCACACGAAAUAAACGCUAACUGACUGGAUGUUUUUUGCUUAUGUUUAUUCGUUUCAUCAUAGUUAAUCGUAUGAAUUAAUAUUUUGAGCCGUUCAUAAACACAAGAGCGCUUUUUCGUUUUCUGAACGACGAGGCGGUACUUCACAUUUGUAGUUUUUUGACGUUAGCAUAAAUUCGCCGCAAUGGCGGAGGGAGCAGCAGCUGCUGUUGGAGCUGGUCCCGAUGUAAACACAGCUGGAAACCCGACAGAAAUCGCCAUGGCGUAUUUACAAGACGAGAAGACUGACGGCGACGUCGCUAACCUCAACCUCGGAGAACUGGACCUCACCACUGAUGAGUUCAUCUUGGAUGAAGUGGACAUUCACAUCCAGGCCAAUCUGGAGGAUGACCUCGUGAAGGAGGCGCUGAAAACGGGCGUUGACCUCCGUCAGUACUCCAAACAGGUGGAGUCAGAGCUGCAGCGGAUUGAACAGGCCUCCAUCAAAGACUACAUCAAAGAGAGUCAGAACAUCGCUCUCCUGCACAACCAGAUCACCGCCUGUGACUCCAUACUGGAGCGGAUGGAGGGCAUGCUGAGCGGCUUCCAGAGCGACCUGUCCUCCAUCAGCAGCGAGAUCCAGACCCUGCAGCAGCAGUCGGUCAGCAUGAACGUCCGGCUGAAGAACAGGCAGGCGGUGCGCAGCCACCUCAGCCAGCUGGUGGACGAGCUGGUGGUGCCCGGAGCCAUGAUCUCCACCAUCCUGGACAGCCCGGUGACGGAGCAGGAGUUUCUGGAGCAGCUCCACGAACUCAACAACAAGAUCAACUUUGCCAAAGAGCUGAGCUUCAGAGAGACGCUGGCCUGCUCCGACAUCCAGGACAUCGUCGACCGCCUCAAACUCAAGGCGGUGUCAAAGAUCCGAGAGUUCAUCCUUCAGAAGAUCUACUCCUUCAGGAAGCCGAUGACCAACUACCAGAUCCCACAGAACACGCUGCUGAAGUACAGAUUUUUCUAUCAGUUCCUUUUGGCCAACGAGAGAACGGUCGCGAAGGAGAUCAGAGACGAGUACGUGGACACAAUGAGCAAGAUUUACUACAGUUACUUCAAGUCGUACAGCGGCAGGCUGCUCAAAGUGCAGUACGAGGAGGUGGCAGACAAGGACGACCUGAUGGGAGUGGAAGACACAGCCAAGAAAGGUUUCUUCUCCAAACCGUCUCUGAAGAGCAGGAACACCAUCUUCACUCUGGGCCAGAGGGGGGCCAUCCUGAGUCCUGCUGAGCUGGAGGGGCCGAUCCUGGUCCCACAUACGGCCCAGAGAGGAGACAGCAGGUAUCCCUACGAGACGCUGUUUCGCAGUCAGCACUACGCUCUGCUGGACAACGGCUGCAGAGAGUUCCUCUUCCUGUCCGACUUCUUCAUGGUGGCGGGAAACUCGGCCCUCGACCUCUUCAACAGCAUCAUGGGAAAAACUCUCAGCAUGUUCCUGAAGAGCAUGUCCACGUAUGUGUCCGACUGCUACGACAGCAUUGCCGUCUUCCUGUGCAUCCACAUCAUCCUCAGGUUCAGAGCCAUCACUGCCAAGAGGAACAUCCCAGCUCUGGACAAGUACUGGGAGGCGGUGCUGGAGCUGCUGUGGCCGAGGUUCGAGCUCAUUCUGGAGAUGAACAUCCACAGCAUCAGAAACACAGACCCUCAGAAACUGGGAGUGCUGGACACCAGACCGCACUAUAUCACUCGUCGUUAUGCAGAGUUCUCGUCAGCCAUCGUCAGCAUCAACCAGACAUUUCCCAACGAGAGAACCAACGCACUGCUGGGACAGCUGCAGGUUGAGGUGGAAAACUUUGUGCUAAAGAUGGCGGCAGAGUUUCCCUCCAGAAGAGACCAGCUCAUCUUCCUCAUCAACAACUACGACAUGAUGCUCAGUGUCCUCAUGGAGAGGGCAGCAGACGACAGUAAAGAGGUGGAAGGUUUCCAACAGCUGCUCCUGGCCAGGACGCAGGAGUUCAUCGAAGAGAUUCUGUCUCCUCCCUUCGGAGGGAUGAUCGCCUUCGUGAAGGAGGCCGAGGCUUUGAUGGAGAAAGGGCAGCUGGAGCGACUGAAGAACGAGGAAGCUCGUAUCACUCAGCUGGUUCGGGGCUUUUCGAGUACGUGGAAACAGUCGGUUGAGGCGAUGAGUCAGGACGUCAUGAGGUCCUUCACGAACUUCAAAAACGGAACCAGCAUCAUUCAGGGCGCUCUGACCCAGCUGAUCCAGUACUACCACGGCUUCCACAAGAUCCUGAACCAGCCGACGUUCCGCAGCCUGGCCGUCCGCUCGGAGCUCAUAAACCUGCACCACCUCAUGGUGGAGGUGAAGAAGCACAAACCCAACUUCUAACCAGCGGGGAACCCCGCCGGUCAAAACAUCCGCUUCACCCGGAGGUCUGGAGGCGUCGAGUCCCUCCGGUUUUCUCCCCCGUCCCUCCAGCUGAGGUCAGCUGAUGUCCAGCAGCAGAAGCUUCAUCCAGCUCAGUUAGAGAUCAUGGCAGACCCCCCCACUAACACUGAGAACUAGCACAGAGAGAAUUAAUCACAGACUGUAAAUACUUUAAAUGGCCGAUCGUAACACUGAUUAUUACUUUCAAAUUUUACAACAAAAUGUAAAAAUGUUCAUUUUGUUUGAAAACAUGAAAACAGAAAUCCAGUUUAGCAACAAAAGAUCUGGAGCGAAGAGCUCUGAGGUGACCUUCAUCAUGAAACACUGUUAGUUUAAUUUAAUCCAGAAGAAGAAAUCAUGUAUGAGGUUUGAAACACUGCACUCGCUCACUUCACGUUACCUGAAACAAGUUUCCUGUUUUGUUUUUUUUUUUUUUUUUAUUGGUGAGCAGCUUCAGUUAACCUCAGCAGGUGAGAUUGAUCAUUAAAGGUUGAAGCUGGUGAUAUUCUGUUUGUCUUCUCAUCAAACCAUCAGUGCGCCUCUCAUUCCUGUCUGACUUCCUGUCUGUGGCUCUCGGCUCACUGGUUCCUGCCGAGGACGUAAAUCUUAAAAAAAACUCCUCACAAAUGUAAAGUUUCAUCUUCAUCACUGAACCCUUUCCAACAGCUGCUUUUUAUCAGACCAACAGGAGGAAGUAGAGCCUUUGUUUGGGACUAUUUUCAGCGGCGGAUGAAUCCGAAUGUUCAUGGUGAUGAAGGAACGUGUGUGAGGCUCACUGAUGUGUUUUAAUGGAGCUUUAUCAGGACCCAGAACUGUUAGCAGUUAGUGGUUAGCAUUCGCUGCUGGUGUGAGGUUUGUUGACGAGAUGAAAAAAGUAGAAUAUCACCAGACUGAUCCUUUAAAGAGUCACUCCUUCAGUCUUACUGUUAUUGUGGCCUUUGCUCUUUAUUUAACUACUGAGUCGAUCGUGCUGCGUUUAUUGUGUGAAAGUGUCAUUCCAGUCUGACUUCACAGUUCAACAACGAAUCAUGGAAACACGACAUGAUUGUAGUUGCUUGUUAUAUCUUCAUCUCUUUAUUUGAUUUUUAGGUGGAGAGAAUACAAAUAAAUAACUAAAAUGUAAUCACUUUGUACAAAUAAACACAGAAGAAUAGUGGUUUAAACUGAAAAAUGAUCGUAUUCAGAGUAUUUAAAGUCAAUCACAUCACAUGAACCGGCCCAUUAAGAAUAAAACACACUGACAGUCGUAAUCAGAGUUUAUCUGUAUAAAUCUGAAGCUGUCUAGAAGAGAGGAAAUCUGAUUAAUUACAAUCUAAUCACCUUAAUAUUUAAUGGAAUAUGCAAAAAUACUAUUUUAUUAGUCAGAAGGGAUCUCAGUGACAUAAAGCAAGCUUUGUA